AUGCUUCAGGAUCACAUGGUACUCUACUUCUUGGUUGCUAUCCUGCUUGCUUGUACUGUUGUAGUCCGCUACCGAAAGAGCCCUUGGCGCCGACUCCCUCCAGGGCCUCGAGGGCUCCCCCUCCUUGGCAACAUCUUGCAGUUCAAGGAUGGCAAGUGGCUUCUAUUCAGCGCUUGGCGCAAGUUGUAUGGUGACAUGAUCUAUCUGAACGCCGCUGGUCAACCGGUGAUCGUGCUCAACAACCAUAUCAUCGCGACCGAACUACUAGAUCGUCGGGCGGGGAACUAUACCGACAGGCCUCGAAACAUCGCGGGGAGCGAGAUCAUGUCCGGUGGGCUGUUCUUUGCGUUUGGCCGUUAUACCGAAGUGUGGCGUCGUAUGCGCAAGGCUACUCAUGAAGCGGUGAACAAGGUCGUCGUACACGGUCUCAAUGACUACUUGGCAUCGGACGCUCUAGUCCUAGCGCGCAGUAUCUUGCAAGAUGCUCCAUCGUGGGAAGACCAGUUGCAUCGAGCCUCAGCCAGCUCAAUGCUGUCCUGUUUGUAUGGAGAGGCACCUCUUGAGAGCGAAAACGACUCUCGUAUUACCCUGAUAAACGAGUUCAUGGCGAACCUCACGCGCGCAUUUGCUCCUGGGGCGCACUGGGUUGAGAUGAUGCCGUGGUUGCGUUACGUCCCGAGCAGAUUCGCAUCUUGGAAGCGGAGAGCGGAGCAGGUGAAUAGGGAUGCCAACGGCGAGUUCAUUCGCAUGUUCGAACGCGCUCAGGACAGCAUUAGCGAAGGUGACAAACAAGGAUCAUUCUGCGCCGUACUCGCUCAGCAAGCCGAUCGCUACAAACUCAACACUCGAGAGAGCGCGUGGUGUGCUGCUACAAUGUUUGCUGGAGGCGCCCACACAACUGCUACCAUGAUGGUCUGGUGGGUGCUUGCGAUGCUAGUUUCUCCGGAAUCACAGCAACGAGCGCAACGCGAACUGGACUCCAUCGUAGGACGCUCGCGUGUACCUACGUUUGCAGAUAUACCUCAGCUUCCGUACAUUUGUGCCAUGGUGAAGGAAGUUCUGCGAUGGGGAGCAGUGAUGCCUCUUGGACUACCUCACCGAUGUAUGGAGGACGAUAUGUAUGGAGGAUACUUCAUUCCCAAGGGGUCUAUCAUCAUAGCAAACGUCUGGGAGAUGAAUCGCGAUCCGGAGGUCUUUGGACGGGACUGCGAUCGUUUCAAUCCUGCUCGAUAUCUCGACGAGAAAGACCAAGGCCUACUAGAUCCUCCUGGCACAAAAGAUGAUGGACAUUUCACCUACGGGUUUGGGCGACGAGUCUGCGUGGGUAAGCACGUUGCUAACAAUAGCCUCUUUAUCGAGAUAGCCACAUGCCUGUGGGCAUUCUCCUUCACCAAUGUGGACGGCCAAACGAUCGACGUCAACGCCUUUCGCGACGAAGGGGUAGUUGUCCACCCCGAACCUUUCCAGCUCGACAUCAAACCUCGUUUCCCCGAAGCACUUGCACUCCUUUCGGAAGAGUGCGAGCUACGAAGUCGUUGA
Molecule: messenger RNA, 1539 nt
Organism: Peniophora sp. CBMAI 1063
Lineage: Eukaryota; Fungi; Basidiomycota; Agaricomycetes; Russulales; Peniophoraceae
Source: the annotation of a GenBank genome assembly